Rangifer tarandus platyrhynchus (Svalbard reindeer) is the source of this 2190-nucleotide messenger RNA. Lineage: Eukaryota; Metazoa; Chordata; Mammalia; Artiodactyla; Cervidae. The record is from the annotation of a GenBank genome assembly.
AUGUCGUGUUGUGACCUGGCUGCGGCGGGACAGUUGGGCAAGGCGGGCAUCAUGGCCUCGGAUUGCGAGCCAGCUCUGAACCAGGCAGAGAGCCGAAACCCCACCCUGGAGCGCUACCUGGGAGCCCUCCGUGAGGCCAAGAAUGACAGCGAGCAGUUUGCAGCCCUGCUGCUAGUGACCAAGGCAGUCAAAGCAGGUGACAUCGAUGCCAAAACUCGGCGGCGGAUCUUUGAUGCCGUCGGUUUCACCUUCCCCAAUCGACUCCUGACCACCAAGGAGGCGCCGGAUGGCUGCCCCGACCACGUUCUCCGGGCCCUGGGCGUGGCCCUGCUGGCCUGCUUCUGCAGUGACCCUGAACUAGCCGCCCACCCCCAGGUCCUGAACAAGAUCCCCAUCCUUACCACCUUCCUCACAGCCCGGGGGGACCCUGAUGAUGCUGCCCGCCGUUCCAUGGUUGAUGACACCUACCAGUGCCUGACAGCCGUGGCAGGUACCCCCCGUGGGCCCCGACACCUCAUUGCCGGAGGCACCGUGUCUGCCCUGUGUCAAGCGUACCUAGGGCACGGCUAUGGCUUUGACCAGGCCCUGGCACUCCUGGUGGGGCUCCUGGCUGCUGCUGAGACACAGUGCUGGAAGGAGGCGGAGCCCGACCUGCUGGCUGUUUUGCGGGGCCUCAGCGAAGAUUUCCAGAAAGCCGAGGAUGCCAGCAAGUUUGAGCUCUGCCAGCUGCUGCCCCUCUUUCUGCCCCCAACAACCGUGCCCUCCGAGUGCCUCCGGGAUCUACAGGCCGGGCUGGCACGCAUCCUGGGCAGCAAGCUGAGCUCCUGGCAGCGCAACCCUGCCCUGAAGCUGGCCGCCCGCCUGGCACACGCCUGCGGCUCCGACUGGAUCCCAGCGGGCAACUCCGGGAGCAAGUUCCUGGCCCUGCUGGUGAACCUGGCAUGCGUGGAGGUGCGGCUGGCCCUGGAGGAGACGGGCACAGAGGUGAAAGAGGACGUGGUGACCGCCUGCUACGCCCUCAUGGAGCUGGGGAUCCAGGAAUGCACCCGCUGUGAGCAGUCCCUGCUUAAGGAGCCUCAGAAGGUGCAGCUUGUGAGCAUCAUGAAGGAGGCCAUCGGGGCUGUCAUCCACUACCUGCAGCAGGUGGGGCCAGAGAAGCAGAAGGAGCCCUUUGUGUUUGCCUCCGUGCGGAUCCUGGGUGCCUGGCUAGCCGAGGAGACCUCGUCCCUGCGCAAGGAGGUCUGCCAGCUGCUGCCCUUCCUCGUCCGCUAUGCCAAGACCCUCUACGAGGAGGCCGAGGAAGCCAACGACCUUUCCCAGCAGGUGGCCACCCUGGCCAUCUCCCCCACCACCCCUGGGCCCACCUGGCCCGGGGACGCACUCCGGCUCCUCUUGCCCGGCUGGUGCCACCUGACCGUCGAGGACGGGCCCCGGGAGAUCCUGAUCAAGGAGGGAGCCCCCUCCCUUCUGUGCAAGUACUUCCUGCAGCAGUGGGAACUCACAUCACCCGGCCACGACACCUCAGUCCUGCCCGACAGCGUGGAGAUCGGCCUGCAGACCUGCUGCCACAUUUUCCUCAACCUCGUGGUCACUGCACCAGGGCUGAUCAAGCGGGAUGCCUGCUUCACUUCUCUGAUGAACACCCUGAUGGCAUCGCUGCCUUCUCUAGUUCAGCAGCAGGGGAGGCUGCUUCUGGCUGCCAACGUGGCUACCCUGGGCCUCCUCAUGGCCCGGCUCCUGAGCACCUCUCCAGCUCUGCAGGGAACGCCCGCGUCCCGAGGUUUCUUCGCGGCCGCCAUCCUCUUCCUGUCGCAAUCCCACGUGGCCCGGGCCACGCCCGGCUCAGACCAGGCAGUGCUGGCCCUGUCCCCCGACUACGAGGGCGUCUGGGCGGACCUGCAGGAGCUGUGGUUCCUGGGCAUGCAGGCCUUCACAGGCUGCGUGCCCCUGCUUCCCUGGCUGGCCCCCGCCGCCCUGCGCUCCCGCUGGCCCCAGGAGCUGCUUCAGUUGCUGGGCAGCGUCAGCCCCAACUCUGUCAAGCCUGAGAUGGUGGCCGCCUAUCAGGGCGUCCUGGUUGAGCUGGCUCGGGCCAACCGGCUGUGCCGGGAGGCUAUGAGGCUGCAGGCCGGCGAGGAGACUGCCAGCCACUACCGCAUGGCCGCCCUGGAGCAGUGCCUGGCCGAGCCCUGA